Messenger RNA from Candida dubliniensis CD36, 3015 nucleotides. RefSeq names its product chitin synthase I (gene CHS2). Bases 1 to 3015 code for a protein of 1004 amino acids. The transcript has a single exon. Gene Ontology annotation, cellular component: cell septum; cell periphery. Lineage: Eukaryota; Fungi; Ascomycota; Pichiomycetes; Serinales; Debaryomycetaceae. The record is from RefSeq and is a predicted model, not a curated record. Gene Ontology annotation, molecular function: chitin synthase activity.
AUGAGUUAUAAUAACCCCAACAACAAUCAUCUACACCCUCAUGGCUAUAACAACAGUCAUCGAGAAGACUCAGAUGGUGAUGAACUGUCGAUUGAGUUUCUCAACCAAAUAAGAAGCAACACUCCAUUAACCCAGGGGACUUAUAACUAUCAUAAUAGUUCUACAAAUUCACUUAAUUUUCAACAACCGGAACCAAUAUAUCGUAAUCAAACUCGUACAUCUUUGAGUGAUUCAUAUUAUGAUAAUCCGAUUUUUGACACUUCACAAACACAAAUUCAACCUCCGCAGGAUAAUCCAUUCACUGAAAGUUAUGAAAUGAGAGAUACUUCAUAUCAGGGUAAUGACCAUUAUCGUACUGGACAGCCUGCUCAUCUUAUGAAUCCCGCAUAUAACCAAGCUUUCAUUCCUCAUGUUUAUGAUGAGGACGAUCAUGACGAACAAGAAUAUGAUCAACGUAUUCAGUAUAAUCAAUUUCAAGGGGAUCAUUUUGAUUUGGCAACUGUCAGCUAUGCUGAUGAUGAGAGUCAAUUGGAAUAUGUCCCCGUCGAACGUGUCAUACCUGAAGAAGAAGAGGAAGAGGAAGGUGAAACUAGUUUUGAAAAAGAGCCUGGUAGUGAAACGGUUUCAGGUCCAUUUGGGGAAGAACGAUCAUUUGAAGAGCCCCCGCCACAACAAGAAGUACGUUCCAAGAAACUCACUAGAGCCACGGGGUUGAAUGGGCAUUUGGUUUUGGAUUGUCCUGUUGCUGAUGAAUUGUUAUCGAAAUUCCCUGAUUAUAACCCAGCUGAAAAAUCCGGUGGAUUAUCAAGAGAAUUUGCAUUUAUGAGAUAUACUGCAGUCACUUGUGGACCAUCAAAUUUCUAUCGAGAUGCUUAUAUUUUGAGACCAGUGCAUUAUCCAAUACCCAGACAAACUGAAUUGAUGAUUGUUAUCACCAUGUAUAACGAAGACGAUAUAUUAUUAGGACGUACUUUGAAAGGUGUAUUCAAGAACAUCAAAUACUUGGAAUCCAAAUCUCGUUCUUCAACUUGGGGGAAGGAUUCAUGGAAGAAAAUUGUUGUGUGUAUUGUCAGUGACGGUCGUACAAAGAUCAAUGAAAGAGCACAAGCCUUAUUAGCAGGGUUAGGUGUGUAUCAAGAAGGGUUAGCUAAAAGUAGAGUUGAUGAUAAAAAAGUGCAAGCCCAUAUGUUUGAAUACACCACUAGAGUUGGUAUUUCAAAAGUCACUGAUGAUGUAGUUAAAUUGACUACGGAAAAAGUUGUCCCCGUGCAAAUGUUAUUUUGUUUGAAAGAAACAAAUGCCAAAAAAAUCAAUUCUCAUCGUUGGUGUUUCCAAGCAAUUGGUCAAGUUUUGGAUCCAAAAAUUGUGGUGUUAUUAGAUUGUGGGACCCAACCAUCAGGAAGAUCAUUAUAUGAAUUAUGGAAAGAGUUUGAUCGUGAUCAUCGUGUUGCCGGUGCUUGUGGAGAAAUUACUACAUCAUUGAAAAAACGUCAAAUGAUUACCAACCCCUUGGUAUAUGGACAAAAUUUUGAAUAUAAAAUAUCUAAUAUUUUAGAUAAACCUACAGAAUCAUCAUUUGGAUUUAUUUCAGUGUUACCAGGGGCAUUUUCAGCUUAUAGAUUUAUUGCAUUACAAAAUGAUAUCAAUGGAAUUGGACCAUUGGAAAAAUAUUUUAAAGGGGAGUUCUUACAUAGUAGUGGAGAACUUGAUCCUAAUGAUGAUGAAUUCCAAAUGAAACAUUCAAUGUUGAAAGAGGAAGCAGGAAUAUUUACUUCAAAUAUGUACUUGGCUGAAGAUCGUAUCUUGUGUUUCGAAUUGGUUGCUAAACGGGGGUGCAAUUGGUUAUUGCGAUAUUGUAAAUCAGCAAGAGCUGAAACAGAUGUUCCUGAAGGGUUAGCCGAAUUUGUAUUACAAAGAAGACGUUGGCUUAAUGGUUCUUUCUUUGCUGCUAUAUAUUCCUUAGUUCAUUUCUAUAAAGUAUGGACAAGUUCUCAUUCAUUUGGUAGGAAAAUAUUUUUACAUAUUGAAUUCUUCUAUCAGUUGAUUAAUCUUAUUGUGUCUUGGUUUUCCAUUGGAUCGUAUUUUUUGGUGUUUAGGAUAUUGACAACAUCUUUGGGUGAUAAGGCAUUGGGAUUUGCGCCAGGUAAGAUUUUAUCAGUGAUAUUUCUUUGGUUAUAUCUUGCAUCUAUUGUAACUACAUUUGUUUUAAGUUUCGGUAACAAGCCUAAAGGUACAGAAAAAUUUUAUGUCAUGAUUGUUGUUUUCUUUGCCAUAUUGAUGGCGUAUAUGAUAUUUGCUGCUAUUUUCAUGGCAGUACAUUCUAUUCAAGAAAUUUAUCGAUCAGGAACAAGAAUAACCGUCGCUUUAUUUUUCCAAAACUCUGAAUUUAGAGACUUGGUCGUUGCAACAUCAUCAACGUAUGCAUUAUAUUUCCUUGCAUCAUUUUUAUAUUUUGAACCAUGGCACAUGUUUACAUCUUUUGUUCAAUACAUUUUGCUUUCACCAUCUUAUGUCAAUGUGCUCAAUAUUUAUGCAUUUUGCAACAUUGAUGAUGUUUCAUGGGGUACUAAAGGUGAAGUUGGAGGUAAAUCAUUGGGUGAAGCUAAAUUAAGAGAAGAUGGUACCUUCGAUGUUAGUGUUCCUAUUUCCAAAGAACAAAUCAAUCAAUCUUAUCUUGAUCAAUUGGAAAAAAUUAGAGACCCAGCACCUCAAGAUGGCAAAGUGCUUGUUACCAAUACCGAGGAUUAUUAUGCGUUUAUUAGAUCCAUGACAGUUUUAGUAUGGAUGUUUACUAAUUUCGUUGUUAUUGCCUUGGUUUUGGAAACAGGUGGGUUUAACCAAUUUGUGGCUGCUACUGAUUUGGCAGACCAGAAGAGUAAUCGUGCUGCAGUUUUUUUAACCGUGAUUUUAUGGACAGUGGCAUUUAUGGCAUUGUUUAGAUUUAUUGGUUGUAUUUAUUAUUUGAUCACUAGAUUAGGUAGAGAAAUUAAGGCUAGUGAACAUGCCACUAAAUAG